This is a messenger RNA of Patella vulgata (common limpet), 1622 nucleotides long. Its product is annotated as 2'-5'-oligoadenylate synthase 1. NCBI's taxonomy places the organism in Eukaryota, Metazoa, Mollusca, Gastropoda, Patellidae. Gene Ontology annotation, cellular component: cytosol; membrane; nucleoplasm. Gene Ontology annotation, molecular function: 2'-5'-oligoadenylate synthetase activity; double-stranded RNA binding. Gene Ontology annotation, biological process: defense response to virus; negative regulation of viral genome replication; regulation of ribonuclease activity. Bases 66 to 1055 code for a protein of 329 amino acids. The transcript has 7 exons. The record is from RefSeq and is a predicted model, not a curated record.
UUUAAAUUCUUGGAAAUACACGUAGACGCCAGUAAUUGUUAGUUAUAUUUUACGUAAUUGACAAGAUGAGUAUCUACCUGGGAGGUUAUGAACGAGGAGAGAGUUUGGAGAAGUUUAUAGAUAGAGAGAUCAGGCCACCAAAUGAUUUUAAAGAUCGUGUUAAUCAAACGGUCGAUCAAUUAGUUCGAUAUUUACACAGGAUGCCUGGUUACAGUAUUCAGGAAGUCGUCAAGAGUGGUUCGUUGGGAAAGGGGACAUCUAUUUUGAGUGAUGCUGAUGCUGAUAUGGUAGUUUUCUUCAAUGGUUAUAAGAAUAUUGAGAGUUUGAUUAAAGAUAAACCACAAAUUAUACGGGAUGUUAGGCAAUAUAUGUGUAACCCCAAACAAGGAUGGUUAAGCUGGAUAUUUCAGUCAAAACCCGAAUGGAUGGACUCAAUACACGUACUAAAAUAUAACGAAUAUUUCAUCAAGUUUAUGGUAUAUGUUCAGUACAAGGGUAGAAGUGAGUCAGUUGAAGUGGACGUUUUACCUGCAUUAGAUGUAGUCGCCAAACAUGGUGGGAAUAUGCAGUCAGUUUAUCGAGAAAUGCAAAAUAAAUCAAGUCAUGUCAGGGAACACUACUCUGUUUGUUUCUGUAAAAAACAACUGGCAAUGAUUCGACCUAAACCAGCUAAAGUUAAAGACUUGAUUCGUUUACUUAAAUACUGGAAAAGGACCAAUGGGCUAGAUAUGACAUCGUAUUGUUGUGAGGUAAUGGGGCUAUAUAUUUUCGACACAUAUCUGAACAGUAAGACUAACUUCGAUAUGAAAACUGGUUUCUAUACAGCUAUGGAAUUAUUUAGUUCCUAUAGACAACUACAGAUCACAAUACCCGGAAUCUAUAACACGGAUAAUACUUGGUUUAGUUUCUUCUUUAAAACAACAUAUAUUCUUGAUCCGGUUAAUCCCUUCUCUGACACAUCUUCACAUGACGUCUACUGUAUAGAAAGGUGUGCUAAAGCCACUUUGAAUUGGUUAGAUGAUGUACCAUCCCAGAGUUACUGUGUGUUAUCUUAAAUUUGGAGUUACUUUGAUACAUAGAUCCAAAACUGAUUUUUAAAAAUAUGACGGCGUAUUCUAUAAGAAACACAAGAAUAAUGAAGUAAAUGCACUGUAAUUCUAUAUUAAAUAUUUACGAAAUAGAAAUUACGAAUACCGAUAAGAUAUGUGGUGCAUUUUUGUUUGAUAACGAUGAAAGUACUAGCCAAAAAUUUAAUUUUUAGUGUUUUUUCUCUAAUACUUGAAUUAUAUUAUAUAUGUAUUAAUUUGUAUAUUAUUAAAAUUCUGGAAAUGGUAAAAUAUAAGAAUCCAUAUUAUAUGUAUUUUUUUUACAUGUAAUCUUUUUCACUAAUAUUAUUUAAAUCAUUUUGUUGAAGUGUCACAAACUUGUUAGUUGUUACAAACUAUACUUUAAACCCCCUUUGUUGAUUAAUUAGUCAUGGCCUGGUGAACCCAGACUCUAAACAAUAGAUGUGGGGAAAGUCCUAAAUACAGAAGAGUCAAGUAAUUGCAUUGUUCUUAAAUUCUGUAUUAAAUAUCUAUGAAAUAGAAAUUACCAAUACCGAUAUCUAGUCGUGUUCUAUU